CUCAAUUCUUCUAAAACCAACUCACACACCCAUUACUCAACACAAACACAAGUCAUAGCUAUAGAUAUGGCUUCCCUUAACCACUUGUUUGUUGUGGUAUCUAUCAUUCUUUCUCUUCUAUCCUUUUCUGGCAAUGCACAACUAUCUCCCACUUUUUAUGCCACAACAUGCCCCAACCUUCAAACCAUAGUGCGUAGUGCAAUGAGGCAAGCCAUUGCUAAAGAAGCUCGCCUUGGUGCCUCCAUUCUUCGCUUGUUCUUUCAUGAUUGCUUUGUCAAUGGAUGUGAUGGAUCCAUCUUAUUGGACGACACUGCGACCUUCACGGGGGAGAAAAAUGCAGCACCUAACAGAAACUCAGCGAGGGGAUUCGAAGUUAUUGAUACCAUUAAAACCAAUGUUGAAGCUGCUUGCACUGCCACCGUGUCUUGUGCAGACAUUCUAGCACUUGCUGCAAGAGAUGGAGUAGUGCUGCUAGGUGGGCCCUCAUGGACAGUUCCUCUGGGCAGAAGAGACGCAAGAAGCGCGAGCCAGAGUGGUGCCAACACCCAAAUCCCUUCCCCCUUCUCCGACCUCUCCACUCUCAUCUCCAUGUUUAGGGCCAAGGGCCUGGGCCCACGCGAUCUCACCGCCCUCUCGGGGGCCCACACCAUAGGGCAGGCCCAGUGCCAGUUCUUCCGAAGCCGCAUAUACAACGACACCAACAUCGACGCCACCUUCGCCGCCGCCAGGAGGGCCACCUGCCCCGCCACCGGCGCCGACGCCACCCUCGCCCCGCUCGACAGCCUCACCCCCACGCGCUUCGACAAUGGGUACUACGCCGACCUGGUGAACCGGCGCGGGCUUCUCCACUCCGAUCAAGUGCUCUUCAACGGUGGGUCCCAGGACGCGGUUGUGAGAAGCUAUGGGGCGGGCAAUGCUGCGUUUUUUAGAGACUUUGCUGCUUCGAUGGUGAAGUUGGGUAAUAUCACCCCUCUCACUGGGACCAGUGGUGAGAUUAGGAAGAAUUGCAGGCUUCUCAACUCAUCCUGAUAAUGUCUAAUGCUGCUUUUCUGUUGCCUUUUUUCUGCAAGUGCUCAUUGUGACGCCCAUAAGAGACCCAUCACUUCCAAUAAUUUAAAUUAGUUUAUAUAAAAUUAGAGAUAAAAGCAAUUAUUAAAAAAGGUCUCAUCUUUCUCUAAUU
Messenger RNA from Cajanus cajan (pigeon pea), 1180 nucleotides. RefSeq names its product peroxidase P7. Gene Ontology annotation, biological process: response to oxidative stress; hydrogen peroxide catabolic process. The record is from RefSeq and is a predicted model, not a curated record. Lineage: Eukaryota; Viridiplantae; Streptophyta; Magnoliopsida; Fabales; Fabaceae. Gene Ontology annotation, molecular function: heme binding; peroxidase activity.